AUGGCAGACGAUGGCAUGUUCCUCAACUUCACCGUUGGGGAGCCCGUCAGUGCACAGGCCCAGAAGUUCACUGGGGGUUCAUGGCGACACCGUUUAAAAGUGAAAAGAUGGGCUCAACGAGGAGGCGGGCCUCGAGACUCGAACGAUCCGAACAAAGUACCGUUACAUCCUCGACGACAGACGAAGGAGCAGGCCGAAGACUUUGGGGACUCAAGACCUACAAAGAGAAGGCGUGACAAUGACUAUACUCCUGGCGCAGCCCAGGGUGUGGGCAACGUCCAGAAAUCUUACGACCCGAGACAUUCGAAAGGUCCGCGCGAGGUUAUCUCGUCCCUGUUCAGCUACAACCCGAAGUCGGUCUCAGCCACAGGAAAGGAGCAAGAAAAAGUCACCGAGGAGGAACCUACGGUGCCGUCCAACGCGCCCCUCGUCGAUGGCAUAGACACUUUUACCUCACUCGGCCUGUCUCCCACAGUGGCUGCGCACCUCUUGACCAAGAUGAACCUCAAAAACCCAACUGCCAUUCAGAAGGCAGCAAUUUCACAGAUGGUAAAAGAAGACAGCGAUGCAUUUAUACAAUCAGAGACUGGUUCUGGAAAGACCCUCGCAUAUCUUUUGCCAAUUGUCCAACGGAUCAUUACUAUGGCUGAAUCGCAAAAGGGAGCCGGCCAUGCUUCCCAGGACCCGUCGGUGCACCGAGACUCAGGCCUCUUUGCCAUCAUCCUCGCACCGACGCGAGAGUUGUGCAAGCAGAUCUCGGUCGUUCUCGAACGUCUACUCGGCUGUGCUCACUACAUUGUGGCCGGCACAGUAAUAGGCGGUGAGAAGAAGAAGUCCGAGAAGGCAAGAUUGCGCAAAGGCUUGAACAUUUUGGUCGCCACUCCCGGCCGACUGGUUGAUCAUCUUGACAAUACCAAGGUUCUUGAUGUCAGCACGGUCCGCUGGCUUGUUCUUGACGAGGGUGAUCGGCUUAUGGAUCUUGGUUUUGAGGAAGACAUCACCAAGAUCGUCAAGACGCUCGACGAGAGGAAGCGCACUUCAAGCAGACUCGGCUUGCCAUCUCAGCGCACCACGGUUCUCUGUUCUGCGACUCUGAAAAUGAACGUCCAAAAGCUUGGCGAGAUAAGUCUGAAAGACGCCGUGUUGAUAAAGGGCGAGUCAACUGACGACGACCCUGACCGUGAAGAUGAGGGUACCGGGUCAGCUUUCCUGGCCCCAGCACAGCUUAAACAGUCUUAUCUUGUCACAGCUGCAAAGUUACGACUCGUCACGCUGACAGCUCUGCUCAAACGGACUUUUGCACGCAAAGGCUCGGUCAUGAAAGCCAUUAUCUUUGUCUCUUGUGCCGACUCGGUCGAGUUUCAUUACAAGGUCUUAACACGUUCCUCGAGUGAGAACUCGUCAACGACGGACAACGCUACUUCCACGACCACAUCAAAACCACCGACUCCUCCAGCUUCAACCUCCUCUGACUCCGACUCGGACGGCGACUCCGAUACCGAGACGAAACCCAAGAAGAACAAAACUCGUUCCACGAAGCAAACCCCCAAACUUCCCACAAUCGACCCAAGUGCAGAUGCAAUCUCUCCUUCACCCAUUCUUUCCACCCCAGCCAAUCCAAUAACCGUCUACAAACUCCACGGCUCCCUGCCGCAGGCCACCCGGACAGCCAUCGUCCGGCACUUCGGCUCCACCACUGCUCCGUCUCUGCUCAUCGCUACGGACGUUGCAUCUCGUGGUCUUGAUUUGCCCAACCUUGACCUGGUGAUCGAGUAUGAUCCGGCGUUCAGUUCGGACGAUCACUUGCACCGCAUAGGACGAACGGCACGUCUCGGUCGAGAUGGCCGUGCUGUCGUGUUCCUUCUCCCGGGAAAGGAGGAAGGAUACGUCGACAUUCUGCACAAGUCGUACAAGCCUUCGUCCGAUGCCGACACGAGCCGAAACGUCACGCACCAAGCAGCGGAGGAUGUGUUGAAGAAGGGUUUCAGCCCUUUAUCGGGGAUCCUGCCGACGAAGAAAGCCAGCCAGACUUCCUCUUCCUCAACAGGUAAAGACGCACAGAGCACGGCGGCAGCAGGGAACUGGGACACCAUCGCCACAAAUUUCCAACUCGAAGUGGAGCGCUGGAUACUCUCGGCCCAACAUAACAAGGAUCUCGCGAAACGAGCGUUUCAAUCACACAUUCGCGCCUAUGCGACCCACGUCGCGGCAGAGAGGAAGUACUUUGACAUUAAAGAGUUGCACCUGGGUCACCUAGCGAAGGCGUUUGGGCUGCGCGAUCCGCCUGGACGAGUCAACGUCGUGGGUCAGCGUGGUGGUGCGCAGUCGAAGAAACGAGGACGGCCCUCGGAGACCGGUGGACCCUCAAGCGGUGACGGGGAUAACGAUGGAAGGAGGAAGCAGAAGGCAGCCGACAUCGACGAGGUGGACGAUACUGACGAUGCGGCAAGAAAGAUGCGUGAGAAGAUCCGGAAGAACAGGGCGCUCAUGAUGGGCAAGGGUGCCGACGAGUUCAAUAUUGCCUAA
Exophiala spinifera is the source of this 2526-nucleotide messenger RNA. RefSeq lists its product as uncharacterized. Bases 1 to 2526 code for a protein of 841 amino acids. Gene Ontology annotation, biological process: ribosome biogenesis. Gene Ontology annotation, molecular function: RNA helicase activity; nucleic acid binding; ATP binding. The record is from RefSeq and is a predicted model, not a curated record. The transcript has a single exon. Gene Ontology annotation, cellular component: nucleus. Lineage: Eukaryota; Fungi; Ascomycota; Eurotiomycetes; Chaetothyriales; Herpotrichiellaceae.